AUGGUGUAUACAGAUGCUUCAGGCAUUGGUCUUGGUUGUGUGCUGAUGCAGGAGGGCAGAGUGAUAGCAUAUGCUUCGAGACAGUGGCAGGGCAGUGAGCGUAACCGUCCUACACAUGACUUAGAGUUGGGAGCAGUGAUCUUCGCGUUGAAGAUUUGGAGGUCUUACUUGCUAGGUGAGACAGUACAGGUCUUCACGGAUCACAAGAGUUUGCAGCAUAUCUUCACUCAGCCGAUGAUGAACGCGAGACAGACGCGCUGGGUUGAGUUCUUGGCGGAUUAUCAGGUGAGCAUUAACUACCAUCCGGGCAAGGCUAACCUAGUGGCGGACGCGUUGAGUAGACGGAGGUAUGAUUCCGCAGUUGAGCGAGAUGUGGAGUCUCUAGUUGGCGAGAUCAGUACCUUGCGUUUGUGUGCCAUUUCGCAGGAGCCUUUGGGUUUAGAGGCAGUGGAUCAGGCGGAUCUACUUAGCAGGAUCAGAGUUGCUCAGCAGAGUGAUCAGAGUUUGCUAGAUGCGACGAGAGUGACUGGUUCUGAGUAUGAGGUCUCUGCGAAUGGGACUAUCUUGGUUCGUGGGCGAGUUUGUGUGCCUAAGGAUGUGGAGUUGAGACAUCAGAUUUUGGGAGAGGCUCACGCGAGCAAGUUUUCCAUUCAUCCGGGAGCGACCAAGAUGUACCAUGACCUCAAGAGGUACUAUCAUUGGGUCGGGAUGAAGAGGGAUGUAGCAGACUGGGUUGCGAAGUGCAACACUUGUGCCUUGGUGAAGGCAGAGCAUCAGGUUCCGGGUGGUCUUUUGCAGAGUUUACCCAUUCCAGAGUGGAAGUGGGACAGGAUUACGAUGGAUUUCGUGGUUGGACUACCUGUUUCGAGGACUUUCGAUGCUAUCUGGGUGAUUGUGGAUCGGUUGACUAAGUCUGCACAUUUCUUGGCCAUCAAGAAGACAGAUGGAGCUGCUGUCUUGGCUAGGAAGUUUGUGCGAGAGAUUGUGAGGCUGCAUGGAGUGCCAGCUAGUAUUGUGUCAGACCGUGAUCCCAGAUUCACUUCAGAGUUUUGGAGGGCGUUUCAGGCAGAGAUGGGCACUAAGGUGCAUCUGAGUACAGCUUAUCAUCCGCAGACAGAUGGUCAGUCAGAGAGGACUAUUCAGACUUUGGAGGAUUUGCUGAGGAUGUGUGUGUUGGAUUGGGGUGGCCAUUGGGCAGAUCACCUGAGCUUAGUUGAGUUUGCAUACAACAACAGCUUUCAGGCGAGUAUUGGCAUGGCUCCAUUUGAGGCUUUGUAUGGGAGGCCAUGUAGGACACCCCUAUGCUGGACCCAAGUGGGGGAGCGCAGCAUGUAUGGAGCUACUUAUGUUCAGGAGACGACAGAGAAGGUUCGUGUUGUGAGGCUGAACAUGAAGGAGGCUCAGGAUAGGCAGAAGAGUUAUGCAGAUAGACGCAGACGAGAGCUUGAGUUUCAGGUUGGAGAUAGAGUUUAUCUCAAGAUGGCUAUGUUGAGGGGUCCUAACAGAUCCAUAGCAGAGAACAAGCUGAGUCCGCGAUUUAUGGGUCCGUUUCCAGUAGUGGAGCGAGUUGGGCCAUUGGCUUACAGGCUGGAGUUGCCUGAGAUUAUGAAAGCCUUUCACAAGGUUUUUCAUGUGUCGAUGCUGAGGAAGUGUCUUCACCCUACAGAGGAGUUAGUGGCUAGGAUUCCAGAGGAUCUUCAGCCAGAUUUGACAGUGCCGGCAGUGCCUAUGAGGAUUUUAGAGAGGAGGGAAAAGGUUCUGAGGAACAAGAGGAUUCCCUUACUGAGGAUUUUGUGGGAUUGCAGUGGUUCUACAGAGGAGACUUGGGAGCCAGAGGCAAAGAUGAAGUUGAAGUUCAGGAAGUGGUUCGACAAGCAGGUCGAGGAGUGA
Molecule: messenger RNA, 1890 nt
Organism: Microthlaspi erraticum
Lineage: Eukaryota; Viridiplantae; Streptophyta; Magnoliopsida; Brassicales; Brassicaceae
Source: the annotation of a GenBank genome assembly